AUGAAGCCCCUGUUUGUUCGAGCGCUAUGCAUCGCAGUCGUUGUAGUGGCUAGCGUCUUUGCUGUCUUCUUUUCGAUUUCAUAUGUCAUUAGCCCUCUCUUGGUAUGGCUCUCUCCCUCGUUGAACCCGACGUUAUACGACUGGGGAGCCUACGGUGCUUGUCCACUGCAGUCCUUUGUAACCACUGGCUUGGUUGUGCCCCGUGUCAGCACAAGGCAAACCCAUCCAGAUUGUGAGUCUGGACUGGUGUUGUUGACGAUCAAUGGGGAUUCUGCUGGGCCAAAAGGACCGGCUAUUUUCGAUGCGCACAACGAACUCGUUUGGAAAUCGCAGGGCUAUUCAAGCGCGACAAACCUACAGGUCCAGUCAUACAGAGGCCAGAACUAUUUGACGUUCUGGGCUGGGAAGAAAGUGGGCACCAAGGGGGUAGGCACAUAUUACAUGCUAGAUUCUUCUUACAACGAAGCACAUCGCGUUACGGCUGUUGGUGACGGGAUGCAAGGCGAUCUCCAUGAAUUUAAAAUAACAAGGGAUAACACUGCUCUGCUGACCAUCUAUGCGACCACGGAGGCCGAUUUAUCGUCCUUGGGCAAGUUUUCACAUGGGUGGCUCCUAGACAGCCUCUUCCAAGAGGUCGACAUCGCAACGGGAGAGCUGUUGUUUGAAUGGAGGGCUUCCGAGCAUUUUAAUGUCACCGAUACCUACAUGACGGAUCCCUUUGGCGGCUAUAUCGAAAGUAAGCCUUUCGACUUCUUCCACAUCAACAGUGUCGACAAGGACUCGCAAGGAAAUUACCUGGUCUCUUCCCGCCACACGCAUACCGUCACUUGCAUCAGUCCCGAAGGGGUUAUCCUCUGGGUUCUGGGCGGCCGCCGUAAUCAGUUCACUGAUUUGUCCGGAGGUGACGCCCUGGAUUUCAAAUGGCAGCAUGAUGCGAGAUGGGUCUCUGAGGAGGAGGGGACCCUCAGUCUGUUCGACAACAAAGAGGCCGGUCCUCUACAUGUCGAUGGUCCCAGUAGUCGUGGCAUGAUGCUUCAACUCGACAUCUCCAACCGUACUGUGGAGCUCUUACACACGUACGAGUCACUUCACCGAACACGGGCCCCUUCGCAAGGGUCAAUGCAGGUGCUUCCUGGCAGUGGUCAUGUCUUUGUUGGGUUUGGCCAUUCUCCGAUAUACAGUGAGUUCUCUGUCAAUGGCAGCCUGCUAUGCGAGCACCACUUUGGAUCACCGAUCUUCCAUCCGUGGAACCGAGCGGUUUCGUACCGGGCGUCGAAGAGGAAUGACUGGGUCGGUCGACCAACAUAUCCUCCUGCAGUGGAGAUCGAGGACGAUACGCUCUAUGUGAGUUGGAACGGAGCGACAGAAGUGUCUUCCUGGUUACUGCAAGGUGCCCAAAGUGCCGAUGAUGAAGACGCAUUCAAGGACCUGGAUAUGCUGGAUAAGGAGACUUUCGAAGAGACUUUCGAGCUGGGAGACUUGUUUGAAUACUCCCACUUUCGAGUGGUAGCUCUGGCCCAGGACGGCCAGGUCCUCGGCCAGUCUGAGAUAGUGGUCUAUGAGCCUGACUGGGACUGGUGGAUGUUUGGAGUGGCCGUUUUAGCUUGGGUGAUGAUAGCAAUGGUUGGAUGGCAUUGCUUUAAAUGGCUUGCUCGGCGAAAGAGCAGCAGGAUAGCCUGGAUCAGCCUCGAGCGACAAUAA
This is a messenger RNA of Exophiala spinifera, 1701 nucleotides long. RefSeq lists its product as uncharacterized. The record is from RefSeq and is a predicted model, not a curated record. Lineage: Eukaryota; Fungi; Ascomycota; Eurotiomycetes; Chaetothyriales; Herpotrichiellaceae. Bases 1 to 1701 code for a protein of 566 amino acids. The transcript has 2 exons.